AUGGCACAGCAACAACCCUCGCUCGAAGCGAAGAAGGCUUUCUUUGCGCAUUUUCCAAAAUUACAGUACAGUGACGACGAAAAUGACGAAAAUGGCAAAAAUUAUGACAAGGAAGGGCCGGCUGAUGACGAUGAGCUCGAUCCGCAAGAGCAGCGCAUGCGAAGUCGUCAUCGGCGGUUCUUCCGCGACACUUCAUCGCGCGAAAUGUCACAGGUAGAAGGCGAACCUACAAAUCACGAUAGAGGCAAACGGGUCGGUCAGGCUGAAGCCCGUAAUGCUCGAGAAGCAACGCCUGAUGAUGAUGUGGUGGUGACGAGCUCGGCACGGGCGACGCCUGCAUCCAAAAAGCCCGCCAAGGCAAAGAACAGGACAAGGAACAGCGCUGUUGAUGCCCUUCUGAGUAAUGGCGGGGACGAUGAAAUAGAGCUUAUCGGCGAGACACCCGUUCAGGCUACAAAGAGACCACGCGCGCCCGCCAAAAUCGAAACGCCUCCUCAACCUACCAAGCGCAUCCCGAAGCUAAAGUCCUCGUCGUCCUUGCAACGAGUCGGCACCACUGUGGCCGGCGCGACAAAAAAGCGUAAAAAGCGCGGGCAGGUGACGCUGCGCCCAGAAGGGGAGCAAAUAUUUCGGGGCUUGGUGUUCUACUACAUCCCCGAUAAUGAGAUUGCACCAGCGCGAAGACUGCGAAUCCACAAGGCGCGCGAGUACGGCGCUGUGCGGACGAGCGACGCGGCAGAGGCGACCCACGUCAUUGUCGACAGAGCUAUCGGUUACCAAGACGCUGCAAAGGCGGCGGCGUCGAAUAGGGGAGGCAGAGGCGUGGAGGGUAUCGUGAUGGUCAAUGAGGACUAUCCGAUUGACUGCAUGCAGUUCAAGGUGUUGCUGGACUGGAAGCAGAAGCGAUAUAGGCUUGCCGGGCAGCCAGGGGAGGGCACUCUGCCGCGCGAGUCGGCUGAGGCAAAGGAACGAGAGGAGAGGCAGAAUCUGACUACGAAGGAGAAGCUGCAGCUCAAGGAGCCGCAACGGAACCCGAAGAAGUGGGAUUACGUGCCCAAGUCGACGCCGCCACACGCCAGCGAGGAGUCGCCGGAUAUCGGCUCGCAGCACAUUGUGCUAAAUCCUGCCGAGACAGCAGAGAAUGAGCACGACGGUGGGGCAGUACAUGCGGAGAGCGUACCCCGAGGAAGCACUGCGCCGGGCGACGAGCUGACCAAGGUGAUUAAUAUGAUGCAAGAGUUCAAGGACCUGCCCCUGGACGACGACGACGACGAAACGGCGUCGGCUCUAGGCCACCAGUCGAGCUCUGAUGACGACCGGGAAAGCCAGCGUAGCGCGCCUGUUGGAAAGAAGGCGGCCCCGUUUGAGGAGCGCUUCGCCUGUGCCCGGGCCGGGGCGCUCGACGCGCACGCCGACAACCCCAACGCGCGAACGGUCGAGGUCCUUCAAAGCAUGCUAUCCUAUUACGAGCGCACGAGCGACCAGUGGCGCGUACUGGCGUACCGCAAGGCGAUUGCGACGCUGAAGCGGCAGCCGGCGCGCAUAAGCACGGAGAACGAGGCCCUACGGCUGCCCGGCGUGGGGGCGCGGCUGGCGGCCAAGAUUGCUGAAAUUGCAACGACGGACCGCCUGCGACGUCUGGAGCACGCGCAGCGCGACGGCAGUGACCAGGUGCUGAAGCUGUUUCUGGGCGUGCAUGGCGUGGGCCCGGCGCUGGCGGCGCGGUGGGCGGCGCGCGGCAUGCGCACGUUGGAGGAUGUGCGGCGGCAGGUCAAGCUCACGGCAGGCCAGCAGAUGGGCAUGGAGAGGUAUGCGGACCUGAACACCAAGAUCCCAAGGGACGAGGUCGAGGCGCUGGCCAAGGUGGUGCAAGACGAGGCGGCGCGGGUGGACGAUGCCGUGCAGCUGAUUGUCGGGGGCAGUUACCGCCGCGGCGCGCCGUCUUCGGGCGACGUCGACAUGAUCAUCAGCAAGCCGUCCACGACGCACCGGUCAGAGCUGCUCCCGUUUCUGCAGGAGCUGGUGCGCCGGCUGCGCGACGCGGGCUUCAUCGUCGCGACGCUGGCGGCCGACGGGAGCAUCUGGCAGGGCUGCUGCGUGCUGCCGCGGGGUGACGGAGUCUGGCGGCGGAUGGACAUGCUGCUGGUGCCGGCGGCGGAGAUGGGCGCGGCGCUGAUUUACUUUACGGGGGACGACGUGUUUAAUCGCAGCAUGAGGCUGCUGGCGAGGAAAAAGGGCUGGAAGCUCAACCAGAAGGGCUUGUGGAAGCGCGACGGCGGGAUCGGCAUGGAGACGGGGCAGGAGGAUCUGCUGGAGGGGAGGUGUGAGAGGAGGAUUUUUGAAUUGUUGGGGGUGACGUGGAGGGAGCCGACGCAGCGGUGGUGCCGAUGA
This is a messenger RNA of Cordyceps militaris CM01, 2391 nucleotides long. RefSeq names its product DNA polymerase POL4. Gene Ontology annotation, cellular component: nucleus. The transcript has a single exon. Bases 1 to 2391 code for a protein of 796 amino acids. Gene Ontology annotation, molecular function: DNA binding; DNA-directed DNA polymerase activity. Gene Ontology annotation, biological process: double-strand break repair via nonhomologous end joining. NCBI's taxonomy places the organism in Eukaryota, Fungi, Ascomycota, Sordariomycetes, Hypocreales, Cordycipitaceae. The record is from RefSeq and is a predicted model, not a curated record.